This is a messenger RNA of Moesziomyces antarcticus, 777 nucleotides long. Its product is annotated as acyl-CoA N-acyltransferase. Gene Ontology annotation, molecular function: N-acetyltransferase activity. The record is from RefSeq and is a predicted model, not a curated record. The coding region runs from base 1 to 777 and encodes 258 amino acids. The transcript has 2 exons. NCBI's taxonomy places the organism in Eukaryota, Fungi, Basidiomycota, Ustilaginomycetes, Ustilaginales, Ustilaginaceae. Gene Ontology annotation, biological process: protein acetylation.
AUGAGGAUCAACCGCAACGCCGUACUGGUGGGCCGUAGGUCCGUGCUGGUGCCGUAUCGCAAGCAGCAUGUACCGCGUUAUCACGAGUGGAUGAAGGACCCGCUCAUCCAGGAACAGACCGCCUCGGAGCCGCUCUCCCUCGAGCAAGAGUACGAGAUGCAGCAGUCAUGGGCCGUCGACGAGGACAAGCUCACGUUCAUCAUUCUCGCACGCCCCGAUACCGGCUCAAACGAGAACGAGAAUGAAGAUAAUGACACUAUUGAUCCCCUGUCCAAGUGCACCAUGGUUGGCGACGUCAACAUCUUCUUCAACGCGCGGCAUGAAUCCGAUGAUGAAGACGAAGAACAAGCACACAAAGACGUUUCUUCCCAACCAGCAGACAUUUACGAUGCCGAGUGUGAGAUCAUGAUCGCAGAGCACGGCUAUCGUCGCAAGGGUAUCGCGCGCGAAGCACUCAAGAUGAUGUUCGAAUAUGUCACCGCUGCACCAACGCCGUCCGCCGAAUCUGAGAAGAUGCCUCAAGCCGACAAGUCGAGCUCGCACUGCAGCCUGCCUAUCCCGCCAGAGUGGCUCACAUGCAAGAUCUCUCUGACCAACCAAGCCUCCAUCCAGCUGUUCGAGUCGCUCGGUUUCACCCGCCAAUCCGUUAGCGAGGUGUGGCAAGAAGUCGAGAUGCGCCUCACCGACACCUCUCGCGCUCUUCCCCGUCAGGACGCCAGUGUCUCACCCGCUUCAAACAUGUCCAUCCGGAAAAUGCUACUCUGGCCAGAAGAGUAG